AUGUCUAUUCUGACAAGACCAGUCGUUGAGCUUGCAAGCUAUAUUUUGACUAAGCUCCAUGGUGGUUUUCUAUUAGACCAAUUUGAUCACAAGCAAUUAAAAACAAAUCUUGUCGAUGGCGUUUACAUGUUAAAAGAUUUGCGGUUAAAUCCGGCAACAUGUUAAAUGACUGUGGAAAUUUAAAAUACGACAUCUCCUAAGGGAAAAUUUGUUCGAAUCAUUUUUGAUAGUGAGACAUUUGACCGGAAAAAACGUUAAAUUUGGCCAAAAUUUGUACACUAUUUUAAAAAUUCUCGACUAAAAGUACUUCGUGAAAUGCACACUAUCAAAAAUACACUAUCAUUCUACCUGCACCCGUUAAAUCCAGAACAAAUAAACAAAAAUUUAAAAGAUAGCCCUCUGCAUAUAUCAAAAGGAUCAAUAAGCCAAUGCACUCUUAAAUUCCCUUCAUUACUAAGACUUGCGAGUGACCCGACUUCUAUAAAUAUUCAAGGUGCAAUCAUCGAAUUUUGCAGCGCUAAGGAAUCUGGGUUUCCUGUUUUGAGAGGCCAGCUUUUUGCUUCUCUGAAUGAAAGUGAAGAAGAUUUACAAGGUGUAACCCUCCUUACCAAAGCAAUAGGAAAUUUUCUAUCCAGCACAAGCCUGAGAAUCAAUGUUUUGAUAAUCAGGAUCCGAAAUAAGCCAGCGGAUAAGGAAUUUAUUCAGAUCUCAAUUCCUUCAUUGCAACUAAUAGAUUUAGAUUCUGAAGAAACAGACGGAAAACACAAAUUAAUGACGAUUCAAGGUCUCUGUGCCAGCAUUCUGCAUGAAGAAGUAGAAGUGCCAGUGUCUUCUGAUUAUUCAAAUAUUUGCUCGUUUGAAAAUGAUAUAAGUUUUCGCAUAAAAAUUUCAAGGGAAUUGCUGAAAAUUGACAGUGAGAUUGAUGUUAAUGUUAAUGUUAAGACGAUGUGUAUUUAAGGUCCCUACUUCCAUGCGUGGCAUUCCUCCGCGCUCCUUAAGGAGCCGUGCCGGCACGAGCGAAAAGGAUGGACUUCCAUCACUGGUUCUCUGAGCCCAGGCCGAAACCCCUGGUUUCUCGGUAGUGGGUUGCCCUAUUGGGUCGUCAGCCGACCUUUGCCGGGCACCACCAUUUCCAACUCAGCCUUCCGCCCCGAAUUACGCCAGUCUUUGCCUCCGGUUGGCCAGAUCGCCCCAUUUUAUUGGGACCCUUUUGUACUGGAGAGACCGCCUUCUUGGUUGUCUAGUCUGCCUUCCCCUUUUCCCAGCUUAUCCGCUUGAGAAAAUACUCAACCGCUUCCGCGAUUCGGGCAGACCACUAUAGCAGCUUGAGCAAGUAAUUUCACCCUGCUCCAUUUCGGGCGCCCACUGGCUAGGGCGCUGCUGGAAAAAGAAGAUGCUCCUAACUGCCCUGGGAUCUGGACAAGAUCAGCGGGUCCGUGUUUGUCCCUGGUCGCCACCAGGGUCCAGAUACUGCUGGGCUAAGUCUCUUCUUCAGAAAACCAUGCCCGGAUAUACAUGGGUUACCGUCACUGAGAGGACGGGUCGGUCGCCAUACGCCAUUUUAUGUAUAUGACAGUGAGAUUGAUAAUUUGAAUUUUAUCGUAGGGUUUGAUCAGAUGAUGGCAAUGCUAAGGAUAGCUUUAUCUAUGCAGAAAAGCGAUAUUUUGAUUGAUGAAGCAGAAGUGAUUGCUAAUGACAACUCUGAGGACUCUGAUGAAGAAAUAAAGCAAGCUAUUGAGAACCCUGAAAAUUAUAUAGAUAUAAGGAAAAAAGAAAUCAAACUGAGUUUAUCAAAUUUUAAUUUAGCAGUUCUUGUUAACGAGCACGCAGAGUUUGUAAAAGUUUGGAAUGCGAGUUUUGAUAAUUUGGCAUCAAUACCUGGGUCUUAUAUUCAUGUAAAUUUAGCAGGCUUAUCUGUUUUCAGCUCUCAUUCAACUAGGAUAAGACUAGGAAGUUUUCAAAUAGCUCACCAUCACUUAGUGAACCAACCAGACCUUGAUUCUUCAGAAUUGUUCAAGUCUGCCAGGGAAUCUUUUAACUCAGAUUUUUUCAGAUCUCGUGACUCCUUAAACUGGUCCAUUGAUACUAACUCCCAGCAUUUUUGUAUAAAUUCUGUAGUAGCUAUAAAGCCAAUAUUUAAUUUUCAAGAAAAAUAUAGUGUGAAUAUAGAAUUUAAGGAUACCGAAUCAAGAUAUGAAAUUGGUGAAAUUGAUAUAAAUAUUGACAAUGUUUUAUUAGAAUGCCUCCAAGCUUUUUCUAUUUAUUCUAAUAAGGCUCCCAGUGAAGAAAGUAGUGGAGAAGUUACACUAAUUCUUGAUAUUCCAAUGAUUAAAUUGGAAUAUAGGCACUAUCAUAUAGAAAGCCAUGCACCAAGAUGCUGCUGUGAACAAAGUCAGCUGUGAUCGUUAGGAGGGGAGAUUCAGGAAUUAUUAUGGCACAAUUCAUUGAAGUCGUCAUCGCUGAAGAUCAACACGGUGAGUUUCAGAAGUAAAGAAAAUAAUACUGAACGCGAUAUUUUAAAGGGUAAUAAAUUAUUAUAUGAAAUUGGGAAGGUUGGAUUAUUGGAGCCUUAUCAAGAAGGGAAAAAACCACUAGAAUUUUUGGAUUAUUAUGCUGAAGGACAAGGAAAUAUACGAAUAUUCAUAGGAAACAAAGCGAUUGAGCCUUAUUCUUCUCUUGAGGGCGAGUCGCCUAAUAUAAAGUACCAUGAAAUCGAUAAAAAAAAUGAAUACUUAGCUAUUAGCAAAUGUUUUACAUAUAACAAGCUCCUGCUGCAUUCACUAGAAAUAUGGCUUGAUCCAAGCACACUAAAAAAGGUGAUAUCUCUAAUCCCGCAAUCUUCAUCCAAAUCUGAAGUAAAUCUAAAUACUGAUUAUUACUCCUACACAAUUGAAAACGCAAAUAUCCAUUUAUAUGAAAAUAUAAGCAACCAAAAAGCCACUGCAUCUGCCUCAUUUUCAAUUUUUGAAUAUCUAUCAUUCACCAACUGCUUUCCGAACAAAAUAAAUUAUAAUAGAUGUACAUUUAACUCCUUUGAUAUUCAAUACAAAGACAAUAUAAUUGCCCACAACAUCGGGCCAGCGCCAUUCCUAUACGUCCAAGAAGACGACGAUAUAAAACUUGGCUUUAAAGAAAUCAUUCUUUACGCUGAACAAAUUCCAGAUUUCGUCGGGUUUUUUGACAAUUUCUCCUUUUCAGAUAAUUCCAAGCCUCCAUCCAAUGACUCUGAAAAUGCCACGAAAAUAAAUUUUGCUUUUGAAAAUAUCUACUUCGACUAUUUAAUUGGAGAAAGUAGAUUUUUCCUAUGCAUACAAAAUUGUAACCUUUGAAGCAUUCUUUCAAGUCCAAAUUCAUCCAAUUUUCAUUUUGCCCUUGAUUCUGCUCAAUUAUUUAUAAAAUAUCCAGUUAAUUCUCGCGAGCAAGUGAUUUCUAUUUCUUCUUUAACAUAUGUGAAAACGCUACAAUCUCUUCAUUUUGCUUUAAUUUCUACGAUUACAGACCUAGAAAUCUUUUAUACAUCGAUUAAAAAGGAAAAAAAUAUUGAUGAAGCUGAUGAAAUCAAUGAAGCUUCGCCACCUUUUAUUGAGUGCAUGUUAGGAUCAGCUGAGUGUAAGCCAAUUUUAUCAAAUUUGUAUGUAAGCCAAGAAGUCAGAUGUCAGAUCCUAAAAGAAGAAUAUUUAGAAAUUCAUGCAAACGUUGGCUGCUGGAUUAUUCAUAUGUGCAAAGAUACUGUUGAUGCAAUAUCUAGUGUUUUAGGGUCCUUCAGCAAAGGUCCCAGUCAAAAAGAACCUCAAGUCCCUCAGAGAAAAAAAGAAUUCAUAUCGAACUCGACAAAUCAGCAUGAAGAUAUUAACUUGCAAAGCUACCUGGCAGAAAACGAUAAACCACUCCUACCGCCUCCACUUAUGAAAAGAUCUUCCUCACUCCCCCAUCCUUGAUCGAACGAUUGACUGUAAAAAUUCCUAAAAAUUGGGAAAAUUAACCCCAUCCUUGAUUGAACGAUUUUCAUAUCAUGCAAAUUUUUAUAUAUAUAAAAAUAUAUUAGUUAUCAAAAGCUUGGGAAGAUGUACCUAAUGAAGUUGUUAUCAGAGGCUUUGAGACGAUAUGAAGCUACGGAAUCAACCAUCCGAAGUGCUUUAGUCAUCAGCCUGGGCUUAAAAACUCAAUAAUCUAAAAAAUAGAGAUUCUUUUAAAUUUAAAAUUUUUAAUUCAAUAAGCAACAAAUUAAAAUUUAUACAGUUUAAAGGGUAACCAAAAAUCAAAAUAUUAAAAAUUAGUAUUUUAUGAAAUUAAUUUAAUUUUUUCUAUAAAAUAAUUAUUAAAUACUCUUAACCCUCUUAUUUAAAAGUAUAUAAAAAAAAAAAUUUUUUUUUAUUUUAUAUAUAAAAUUUUUUUUUUAACCCCCAUCCUUGAUCGAACGAUGGCGAGCUGUUCGAUCAAGGAUGUGGGGGUCAGUAAAAUCCUCACAAAUUUAUCAUACUCAUUUAAAUUCUUCACAACUUCGGCAAACCAAUACAAUUGACUCUCAAUUCCACCAACUUCAGCCCCAGCAUGGGUUUCCCAAAGUAAAAAUUUCUCUGAGUUUGUUCCAUUUAAGAAUAAACCUUUACUCAGGUAAAGAUUUUAAUGCUUCUCGAGCAAUCACCCCUGGGCUUUCAUUUAUUUGUGAAAAUUUAGGACUGAGCUACUCCAAAUUCCCACAAACUAUGAAUUAUUCUUGGAGACUGGCACUGUCGAUUGAAGAUUUUGAAGCACUCGAUAGGGUAAAGCUAAGCACAGUUAAGCAGCUUAUAAGCUUUGAUAAGAAAACUAUUAGGAAUUUAGGUUCCCAAAUGCUUCAAUUUGAAAUUUCUGGGAUCUGGCUAUCUCCAGCAAUUUCAGAUGAAAUCGAGCUGAUCGUCAACACAAAAAUUUUGCCUCUAAAAAUAAGCAUCGAUCAGCAUUUAGUUGAUUUUUGCAUUGAUUUUAUUGACAAUAAUGCAAAAUCUUCUCCAGAGGAUCCAUCAUUCUCUGAUAUUGAAACAAAAAAGACGACUUUUAUUCAGCGGCUUUCUUUUGAUGAUAUUUUUAUAAGCCUUGAUUAUAUUCCUCAUAAGAUCAAUAGAAAUCUUUCUGGCGCAAACUUGCUGAAUAUUUUCCAUAUAGAGGAUUUUAAAAUUCACCUGCCGAGAAUAAGCAUUACAAGUGCAAGAGAUUUUCAGCAAGCAAUUGGCAAAGCAUGGGCGUUUUGACUUAAGCACCUCAAAGAGAGAGAGUUUUUAAAAUUUAUAAGCGGGAUUGGUCCGCUCACUACAAUAAAAAAUCUAGGCAGUGCUUUAUAUGAAAUAGCAAAGUUGCCUUAUAGUUCUAAUUCUCAGUCAGAUGGCGCAAAACAAGCUUUACUGGGGUUAGUUAAAGCUGUAUUUAUAGAGACGUUAAGACUUACGGAAACGGUGCUAGGAGGAGCUUACACCGUUUUGCAAACUAUGGGAGUUGUGGCUGGCAUUGAUAUGCCAUCACGGCAAAUCUUGAUAGGGCCUUUGAUAAAAGCCCAACAUGCGGUGGAGAACCAGAAGUGAAGAUAA
This is a messenger RNA of Blepharisma stoltei, 5564 nucleotides long. The record is from the annotation of a GenBank genome assembly. Lineage: Eukaryota; Ciliophora; Heterotrichea; Heterotrichida; Blepharismidae.